AUGAAAAUAAAUGAAAACACUUUACUGGAAGGACAUAAAGUCGUUUUGGUGCCUUACAAUUCGGAGCACGUGCCAAGGUACCACGAGUGGAUGAAGUCUGUGGAGCUGCAGCAGCUGACGGCCUCGGAGCCUUUGACUCUGGAGCAAGAAUAUGACAUGCAGCGCAGCUGGAGGGAAGACACCGACAAGUGCACCUUUAUCAUCUUGGAAAAGAGGCGCUGGUUGGACUCUGGUGCCGCGGAGGAGCAGUGCAUGAUCGGGGAUGUCAACAUCUUCCUCACUGACCCCACGGAUCUUUCCCUGGCUGAGCUGGAGAUCAUGAUCGCAGAACCCAGUUACAGAGGCAAAGGCAUCGGGAAGGAGGUGACGCAAAUGAUGAUGCACUACGGUGUCACCAAACUCGGCAUCAGCAAGUUUCAAGUAAAAAUUGGCCUGGAUAAUGUGAUCAGUAUUGCCAUGUUUGAGAAACUUCACUUCCAAAAGAUGUCUGUGUGCCAGGUGUUCAAGGAAGUCACCUUGGAAGCGCCGGUGGAUGAUUCGCUUCGCCGAAGGCUCCUGCUGCACCUGGGUCACGUGACCGAACGGGAUUACCGGGCGGCCCGCGACCAAAGACAGGAGACUGUCGCGUGA
Messenger RNA from Nerophis lumbriciformis (worm pipefish), 630 nucleotides. NCBI's taxonomy places the organism in Eukaryota, Metazoa, Chordata, Actinopteri, Syngnathiformes, Syngnathidae. The record is from RefSeq and is a predicted model, not a curated record.